Daphnia carinata is the source of this 5441-nucleotide messenger RNA. Its product is annotated as son of sevenless homolog 2-like. Gene Ontology annotation, biological process: Ras protein signal transduction; positive regulation of GTPase activity. The record is from RefSeq and is a predicted model, not a curated record. The transcript has 8 exons. Gene Ontology annotation, molecular function: DNA binding; guanyl-nucleotide exchange factor activity; structural constituent of chromatin. Gene Ontology annotation, cellular component: nucleosome; plasma membrane. The coding region runs from base 115 to 4713 and encodes 1532 amino acids. NCBI's taxonomy places the organism in Eukaryota, Metazoa, Arthropoda, Branchiopoda, Diplostraca, Daphniidae.
CGAUGCAACUGUUCCCUUGGCGAUUGCCGUCAAGGCCGUGAUCAUGAUUUCUACUCAGAAUUACUGCUAUUACUACUGAAAGAAAUCACUCUUCAACCUUCCCAUUUUCUCGACAUGUUUUCCUCGUCAAAUGUCCCCGUCACUGAGGGACUCGUCUACAACUUUGACGACGAGGAGAACGCGCUCAAAUGGAAAGGAGUUUUUGUUGCAUCUCUUCACAAGGUGCUGAGUCAGGUUCAUCCAACCCUCAAGGCCAAAGAUGAUGCCCUGGAAUAUGUUGAAAGACUUAUUUUAAAAUUGUUGGGAAUGUUGUGUGCCAGACCACCCCCUCAUACUGUUCAAGAUGUUGAGGAACGGGUACAGAAAACUUUCCCCAAUCCCAUUGAUCGGUGGGCCAUUAGUGAGGCCCAAGCUGCCCUCGAAAAGGGAAAGAAAAAAUCACCAAUUGUUCUUCCUGUGGACAAAGUCCACAACUUAUUGCAGAAGGAGGUUUUACAGUAUAAGGUGGACCACCAAGUAUCACUUUAUGUGGUAGCUGUGUUGGAAUACAUUUCUGCCGAUAUGCUCAAGCUUGCCGGGAAUUAUGUCAAAAACAUUCGCCAUGUUAAGGUGGCGUCUCAAGAUAUCAAAGUGGCCAUGUGUGCUGAUAAGGUGUUGAUGGACUUGUUUCAUCAAGACGACGACGAUCAGCUGUCAAUAGAAGAUGAACCGUUAACACCGAGCACAAGCGGUGUCCCCGGUAUGAUUGGUGGUACUGGCUUAUCAGGGGGACCGUCGCCAACAACUGUCACCUACGAUCAAGUUGUACGUGACCUAAUCCAAGAGGAACGCCAGUACUUGCGAGAUCUGCAUUUGAUCAUGAAAGUGUUCCGUGAACAAUUGGCUACACUUGCACCGCCACCGAGCCCGGCUGAGCUGGAUGCCAUAUUUUCCAAUAUUGAGGAGAUAUAUGAAUUGACGGUGACACUCCUUGGCUCUUUGGAGGAUACUCUAGAAAUGGCCGAAGAACCUCAUCAGGCUGCAGCACCGCCUGUGGGAAGUUGCUUUGAGGAGUUGGCAGAAGCAGCAGAAUUCGACGUCUAUGACCGAUACGCUAAGGAUGUUCUCUCGCCCGCUUGUCGCGAAACAUUACAGGCGGUGCUCUCACGACCAGAUGUUGGUCAUUCGCUGCAAACAGGAGGCCAUGGUUUCCGUGAAGCUGUUCGUUAUUAUCUACCAAAACUGCUUUUAACGCCGGUCUAUCAUUGUUUCACGUACUUUGACGUAGUACGCUUUCUUCAUCGGCUUAGCGUUAGCAAAGAAGAUCGAGAAAGUCUAGAGCAAGUGGAAGGACUGCUGAAGCCACUCCAAGUUGAGCUGGAACGCCUAUUAUCGUUUUCAGGCGUUGGCGUCAAUCUUCCAAAACGCAAACCCAGCGAAACGGGCGGCAUUGGACCCGCAGGGCCUUUAGUCCGCACUGGUUUAUUAGGGGGGCCACGCAGUAGCAGGCCGGCCGCUCUUUGCAAAUUACAAGAAUUGCAGCGUUCCAUCGACGGCUGGGAAUGUAAAGAAGCCGGUCCAGCUUGCAAUGAAUUCAUUUAUGAGGGCCAAAUCGGCAAAGUGGGGGCAGGCAAACGAUUAACAGAGCGUUACGCCUUCCUCUUCGACGGCCUCCUAUUGCUGUGUAAAGCCUCUGGCCAUGGCCGCCGCUCAUCUGCCGCUUCUCCCGGUGGUGAAUACCGCCUCAAGGAAAAGUUUUUUAUUAGAAAAGUUGAGAUUUUGGACCGCGAGGACACAGAUGAUCUGCGUAACGCGUUCGAAGUCGCACCCCGCCAACAGCCACAUUGUGUCCUUUCCGCACGAACGGCCGAAGAAAAAGCCAAUUGGAUGGCCGCUCUUGUGAUGCUCAACACCAAAUCCAUGCUGGAACGGACGCUGGACGUCAUUCUCCUAGACGAAGAGAGGAAACAUCCUUUAAGAUUACCACCGCCUUCCAUCUACCGUUUCGCUGAAGAGGACUCAGAAACCAAUUUGGUGCUUGAGACGAGAGAAAAUGGCGGAGUACCCCUUAUCAAAGGUGCGACUCUUUUGAAGCUUGUUGAGAGAUUGACGUACCACAUGUACGCGGAUCCGAUGCUGGUCAGAACUUUCCUCACUACCUACCGGAGCUUUUGCAGCCCGACCGAACUUUUGGAAUUACUAAUAGAACGCUUCGAAAUGCCAGAACCUCCUUGGGAUGAAACUGGUGGUGGACUUGUGGGCAAUAGUGGAUUAAGCGGACUCGGUGUCGAUAGUGGCAACAACGUGAAUGGGACGAUGGAAGAACCUGAUCCUUUGGAGCCGACGAGUCGUGAAGAUGUCAAGCGAUUCCGCAAACAGUACAUGCAGCCGGUUCAAUUCCGCGUCCUAAAUGUUCUUCGCCAUUGGGUCGAUCACCAUUUUUAUGAUUUCGAGCGUGAUCCUGGACUUCUUCAACGUCUUCAAGGAUUUUUGGAUGGCGUAGCGCGUGGCAAGUUUGUUCGCAAAUGGGUCGAAUCGAUCCACAAGAUUGUAGCCCGUCGUUUGGAAUGCUGUGGUCGAGGGGGUCGAGGAGGACAAGCCGAAGAGCAACGAGAAAUUACUUUUGGUUUUGACCGAUCUCCACCACCCAUCGAAUGGCACCUCAAUUGUCCGGAAGAUGAAUGGGACCUAAUGACACUCCAUCCAAUCGAAAUUGCACGUCAGUUGACACUACUUGAAUUCGACCUGUACCGGGCUGUCAAGCCAUCCGAGUUAGUUGGCUCCGUCUGGACCAAAAAAGACAAGGAACAACGGUCACCGAAUUUGCUCCGAAUGAUCCACCACACAACAAAUGUGACGCGUUGGUUCGAGAAAACUAUUGUGGAAACUGCAAAUUUUGAAGAGCGUUUGGCUGUCAUCUCCCGCAUUCUCGAGAUCCUUAUUGUUUUGCAAGAGCUCAACAACUUUAACGGUGUUAUCGAGGUAGUCAGUGCCAUGGGUUCGGCCUCGGUUCACCGGCUAACUCUAUCGUUGCAAGCCAUUGGUCCAAAAUUGGACAAGGCACUGGAAGAGGCCAAGGAGUUGUCAGCCGACCACUUUCGCAAAUACCAAGAAAAGUUGCGUUCCAUCAAUCCACCGUGCGUGCCCUUUUUUGGCAUGUACCUUACCAACAUCUUACACAUAGAGGAGGGUAACCCCGAUUACCUACCACGGUCUUCCUCUUCCUCCAAUCGCGAGGGAUUGAUUAAUUUUGCCAAGCGACGUAAAGUGGCGGAAAUCACCUCGGAAAUUCAGACCUACCAAAACCAGCCAUACUGCCUGUCGCUGGCGCCGAGGAUUCGUCACUUUUUGGAGGUUCUCAACCCUUUUGAAGACCUCAACGAGACGGAAAUCAGCAACUAUCUUUAUCAGGCAAGUUUGGAGGUAGAGCCGCGUGGUUGCAAACAGCCAAUUAAGGCGCCACGAAAGUGGCCCGACGCCAAGCUCAAAUCGCCGGGUAUUAAGCCGCGUUCGCUCCUCAGCCGGCACAUCCCGCACCCACUUCCAUCCAUGUCUUUCUUCGCUUCUAAUCAACGAUUGAGCGCAAUCAGUGGCGCUGACGAUUCUUCCUCCAACAGCGAUCAACGUGGCAACAACUCGAUUGCGGGAUCGACUUCGAUUCACGAUCAUCCAAUCAUGGAGAGCAGUGGCAUGACGCGUGGAAACACGCCGACAACACCUUCUACUCCGCUGACGCCCACCACUCACCACAACAGUGAUAACAGUGUCUUUGCGCCCGUCCUUAUAGGGGGCGGAUUAGUCACGCCGUCGUCGGCCGGGUCCUUCAUCAGUCUCUCUCCGGGUCCACCGCCGCCACCUUAUCCGGCGCCAACGAGACCCCUUUCUCCUCUGCCACCUCCGCUACCACCUCGUCGGAAGCGCGAGUCUUCGCUGGGCGAUGUCUCGCCGAAAGUCAAACAGGCACCAGAUGCACCAACUCUUCCUCCAAGAGACUCGUCUCCUCCACCACCUCUUCCGCCUCGCCGUGACGCGUCUGCCAAUGCCGCCAACGGUUCGAAUGCCGUCAUCUCCGGCGGAGCAACUCCUCUGGCGACGCUUCCGCGAGCCCAUUCCGUGGCUGCGCUUUCAUCGUCGGCGACGUCGUCUGGUCGUCCUGCUCCGACGUCGCCGCACAUUCCGCCGCGACCUCAUCAUCAUCCACACCAUCAUCCGCACCACCACCAUCCCCCUCCGCCUCCGCCCCCAGUUCAGCAACAUCCAACGCCGCUCAAUUCCAACGAAACUUUCCAGAACCAUAGCGCCUUCCGCUUCCCACCAGCACCUCCUCCACCGUGCAGCAACAACAUCAUGGGACUGGGUGAUCGCAAUGUUGCAGGUACUAAUGAAUUAACAGGGGGAGGUGCUCCCCUACCGCCUGCCCUAUCCCGGCGCCAUUCUGCCAUGGAUGUUAGCCCAUCCAUGUCAGCUACUGGUGUUCCCCUAUCUCCGUCGCCAUUCCAUCCUCAUCUUGGAACCUCAACGGUAGGGCAAGCAGCAGCCCCUGCGCCACCUCUUCCUAGUCUUAACCCACCUCCUUCUCCUCUUGUUCCAAUUCCACCUCGACGCUACUCAACGAUGCUGCAGCAUAAUGGCUCCACCGGCGGUCCCUCCAUUCACUCCCCACCUCUACUUCCUCCGCCACCUGCUGCAGUCGCCCCCUCCAUCAUGGCCGAACCCCGAUCGACAUGUCGAUGAGUUACUCCCCUAAGCUUUGAAUUUUUUUUUCCCCUCAAUACCUGACAAGGUCUUCGUCUUUCGUGUUUGUUGCUAAUCUUUGUCUAACAACAUGCGCCGAGUUCUUUGGAUGUGUAUUUUUUGUCAACUUUAUAUUUUUAUUUGAAUGGUUAAAAUUAUCGAAGCGGCCAAUAAUCAAGUGGAAGUCUCGGAUGCUGUGAUCAUACUCCCCCAUCCGAGACAUGUUGUUUCUUUCCCCACUCUUUUUUUGCAACCCUUGAUAUCGUCUGAUCGGACAACAACAAUUAUGAAAGGAAAAUUGAAGUUCAUUAGACACGCGUGAUGGAAACUUACAAUUUGCUUAGAAUGACUUGUGCUUGGAUGAUGUUCCCAGCUUACUUUGUUUGUAUGUGAGUGUGCGUGUGUUUCUCUUACUUUCCAAUUAUAGCACUUGCUAUGCGCACAUAUUUGUUCAUAAUUACGUCGGUUUUCGGCCCCCCAAGAAUCGAACUGUUUGUUCGUUAAUUAUCUAUGUACAGCCCUUAAUACGCAAUCCCUUUUGUUUCUUAUCUUUUUUUUUUAAGUUGUAAUCCCCUGUGUAACCUAACUAGAUUGCACUAACAAACAUCAUUGUCGUCGUAUACUUACCCCCAUCCCUUCCACCCUGAAUUAUUUUGUAAAAUGUAGCAAUUGUGUGUGGUGUUUAUUUUAUCUUGUGGACUGAUUUCCUUUUAUACCUUAUAACGUAA